Zymoseptoria tritici IPO323 is the source of this 460-nucleotide messenger RNA. RefSeq lists its product as uncharacterized. NCBI's taxonomy places the organism in Eukaryota, Fungi, Ascomycota, Dothideomycetes, Mycosphaerellales, Mycosphaerellaceae. Bases 62 to 460 code for a protein of 132 amino acids. The transcript has a single exon. The record is from RefSeq and is a predicted model, not a curated record.
CGGGAACUCUUACCGACUUGGACUGAUAUACGAAUUCUCACACCGCAACAACAAAGCUCCAAUGGCAUCCAGAACCCUCUUCCUGCGGCUUACGCGCGCACCGACAAAACUCUCCAGUCCAUCAACACUCCUCCCUCGAAUCGCACAACCAUCACGAAGACCUCUCCAACGCCUCUCAGUCCGCACUUACUCCGCCUCGCCCUCCACCGAAGUCCAAGCGCCCGACUACCUCAACGAGAGCGAGCGCCAAAUUUUCGACAAGCUCAAAACCUCCCUCCAACCCAGCAAGCUCGAAGUUCAAGACAUCUCCGGAGGGUGCGGCUCCAUGUACGGCUUGGACAUUGUGUCGGAGCAGUUUAAGGGGCUGUCGGUCAUCAAACAGCAUCGGAUGGUUAAUCAGAUUCUGGGAGAGGAGAUCAAGAAGUGGCAUGGAGUGCAGUUGAAGACCAAGGCGCCAUGA